GGACCCCGUCCAUAGUUAACUCACAGUAGCACACAGUAACCAAGUAUACAUGACAAUAAGAUACAUUAUGUGUAUGUAUAUGUAAGUAUAGAACUGUUGCAUCCUGAUCUAAAUUGAUAUUACAGAAAGAUGGGUGAAAUAAUUGAUGGGUACAAGUUUGAGCAGAGGCAUGGGAAGAGCAGAGUUAGAGUAGCCAGGGUGUGGAGGAGCCAGGAAGAUGGCGUUCAUUUGUUUGCAGAGUGGAGUGUUGAUGUUUCUCUGCUCUCUGAUUGCGUCUCUGCUUAUGUUGAUGCUGAUAAUUCUGGUAUUGUGGCCACUGAUACCAUGAAGAAUACUGUAUAUGUGAAAGCUAAGGAAUGCUCGGAACAAGUUUCAAUGGAGGAAUUUGCAAUUGUACUUGCUAAGCACUUCACAUCUUUUUAUCAGCAGGUAACAACUGCCAUUGUUAAGAUUGUGGAAAAGCCAUGGGAGCGAUGCUACAUAAAUGGGCAACCACACAAACAUGGCUUUAAACUUGGAUCUGAAAAGCAUACUACAGAAGUUGUCUUGACAAAAAGUGGUGCUCUGCGGGUGACUUCAGGUAUUGAAGGCUUGUCGUUGCUGAAGACAACACAGUCGGGCUUUGAAGGAUUCGUUAGGGACAAAAACACCAUUUUACCUGAAACGCGUGAGAGAAUGCUUGCAACAGAGGUCUCUGCUUCAUGGAGGUACCCAUUUGAAUCUCUCGCAAGCAUUCCUGUCAAACGGCUUUACUUCACUAAGAUGUACCUAGAUGUGAAGAAUGUUUUAGCUGAAACAUUUUUUGGUCCUCCGAACAAGGGAGUCUACAGUCCAUCCGUUCAAGCCACGCUCUAUCAGAUGGGAAAGGCUGUUCUUGGCAGGUUUCCGGAUGUAUCAUUCAUCCAGUUAAAGAUGCCGAAUAUACAUUUUCUACCAGUCAACUUAUCAAGCAAAGACAAUCCAGUAAUUGUUAAGUUUGAGGAUGAUGUGUAUUUACCAACAGAUGAACCACACGGUACCAUCGAAGCAAGCUUGAGCCGAACAAUGUCGAAGCUGUAGAAAUGUUUCUACAGGCAUGAAAUUUAUACCAGUGCCAUCAGUGUUAUGUUUGCUGUAAUCCCAUAUGAUAAAACUUUUGUUUUUCUUUUUUCACUGUGAAUCUUAAUAAAUGUGUCAGAAGCAAAAGUUGAUGUUAAGUUUA
Messenger RNA from Daucus carota subsp. sativus, 1201 nucleotides. RefSeq names its product uricase-2. The coding region runs from base 130 to 1059 and encodes 309 amino acids. NCBI's taxonomy places the organism in Eukaryota, Viridiplantae, Streptophyta, Magnoliopsida, Apiales, Apiaceae. Gene Ontology annotation, biological process: purine nucleobase catabolic process; urate catabolic process. The transcript is spliced from 8 exons. Gene Ontology annotation, cellular component: peroxisome. Gene Ontology annotation, molecular function: urate oxidase activity. The record is from RefSeq and is a predicted model, not a curated record.